AAAGUCUGAAAUCACCAACCCGCAUUGAGCAAGCGUGGUGAUUAAUGCUCAAUCCUUCUCCAUGUGAGAGGAGGCCUGUGCCCAGCAGUGGGACGAUAAAAAGGCUGUAACAGUAACAGUAUGUAGUUUUGCUGUUACAAAAUGACCCUGCUAGGUAUUAUAAUUUAAUGAGUUGACACAUGUAAUAUAAUCAAUUAUUAAAAUGUAUUUGAUUUGUAUGAACUGUGCUUUGCUAGGCAAAGAAUCAUGUAGCCUACAUCAGAGCUGAGUUUGUUAAAAUCACGUAGUGCUCUUGUAUUAAACAAAUAUUGCUUAGUUUACUACAUAAUACAUAAGUGAAGGUCACAUAGCCGGCAAGUGGCGCUGUAGGUACGGAAUGGGCAGUUGGUUGUUAUCUAGCAGUGGCAGCGCCCACGGCUUCCGGCUCACUUCAGAUUACUAGUGUGUGGCUGUAUCCUCAUGUUUGGGCUGUCUCUUCACGCGCCUACUUGUGUCUGCACUGCAUGUGGCUAUCAACUAACUUAUCUACUAUGGGCCACUCGGUGAGCUCGCACGGGCACGGGCCGAGCAUGGAGCUGGUGCUGUGGCUGGCGGCGGCCGUGGUGGCGUCGGUGCUGCUGGCGCUCAUCUGCCGCUGCUGCUGCCGCGGCAACUCGCGCGGCCGCGUCAUCGCACCGCCGCCGCUGAACGAGACCGGCGCGGCGCCCUACCCGCAGCAGCAGUACGCCGCCGCCGUGUUCCCCGCGCAACCUGUGACAGUGUACCCGGUGGGCACGGCCGCGUACCCUGCAGCCGCGCCGUACCCCGCAGCCGCGCCGUACCCCACCAACGCGCCGUACCCUACAGGGGCGCCGUACCCCACAGGAGCGCCCUACCCCAGCAACACGCCGUACCCCGCGCCCGCCCCACCCGCGCCCUACGCCGCGCCCACCGCGCCCGACGCCAACGCCUUCUUCGGAGUGGCGCCGCCCGGCUGGAGCGCGCAAGCGUGUCCGCCGUCGUACGAGCAGGUGAUGGGCGGCGAGCACGCGCACAAGCAGCCCCCCUACAACCCGCACGCGCCGCACUAGCGCACUGCGCCUGCUCCCGGGGCCGGGGACAAGCACACAGCCAGCGAGUGAUGUGCACUUCCGAUUGAAUUGUCAUUAUUUAGUGAAGCAGGGUAUUCACACUUCGAUGUAAGCGUACCAAAUCAACUGAUUGUAUUUAUUUAAGAUAAUGUAUUAGUUUCUUAUGAGAUUGCUUAAAGUCUAUAUUUUCCGAAUUAUUUUCAACAGGGAUCACUAUUUGUGCGUUUGUUUUUAUAAAAGUUACAAUAGUUAAUGCUUUGGUGGAUUUAUUUACAAUGUAAACAAUAUACUGUAAUGUCGGCUUCACCGACGACUACCUGUUAGUACAUAAAUAUUUAUAUGAAUGUGUGUAAUAGUCACAAUUUUACAAAUGUUAAGGUGCACUGUCGUGUGACUCGACGAUCGGCCGACAGACCGCUCGAGUGACACUGGCGGUGCGGCUCUAGAUUAGUUUAUAAACUGUAUUCUGUAUAGCUAUUCAAAUCUUAUAGUAAUUGUUGUGAGUACAAUGAUCUGUUGAAGACUGACAGGCGAGCUGGUAGCGGCGGCAGUGCGCGGCACACUGUGUCUUGUGUCUGUGCACGCAGAGGUGAGUAUCGCGUGCAGCGACCGGCCGCACGGGCGACACUGUCGGAGGCUUACGACGUUCAAUGUCGCUGUAAUGAGUACAUGUAAUAAGUUGUAUCUCGCCAAUGUCACUGUUAUCUGCUGUAUACAGGCUGCUCUCUCCUGCUGUCACUAAGUAGUCGCGUCAACGUAUUCUGUGUGAUCCAGUAUGACAGCAUCCUGUAUACACACACAGCGUGUAGCCGCGUGACGUCACGGCGUACUCAACUGCUCAGUUUUGCGUAGAGUACAUGAUGACACACACACACCUACACGUUGUACAGUCGCGGUCACUAGUACUUACAUGUUGUUACCACGACUGGUGUGAUUCAUCGUGUUUAAUUGUAGUAAAAAAAACAAUUCGAUAACUUAUUGAAUUCUAUUGAGUAAAUUUUGUAAAUAAUACUUCAAUUCCUAAUUAAAAUCUAAAUUUUCUUAAUUAUUUUUAAUUGAUUGUAAUUAAAAUAUUCGGAAUUAAACACAAAUGUACAUAUAACGGUACGUUAUACUAUAAGUAGUAACCUAUUGUAAUCGACUGUUGAUGGAUUCGGCGAGAGAAGGAAACACGACUAAAGAGUAGCGAUAAAAUGUGAUUUAAAAUCUUAUGCAUUAAUUUGUACGAAGCAUGUUUAUUUGUUAUGAAAUUUAUCUUGUUGAAUUAUCUUUUAAUCUGGUGCAGUCAGUGUUGGAACUAUUUGGAAUAUAUCUUGUAGGUAUGUAGCAAGUGAGAGCGUUAUCCGCCGCGGACCCUAGGAGCGAGUCGUAUGGAUGCGUUCAGUAUUGUGUUCAGUGUAUUUACCUCUCUAUCGGCCCCGACGCCGCCGUCCGCCGGCGACAUGACGCUUCGACUGCCAACAACUCGAUACUUGCUACAAUGGCAUCGAUUACAUGAAUGGGGGAUCAGUUCAGAGUCAUGGGGAGGUUGUCAGUGCGUGGUCGGUGGCGGCGGCGAGCGGCACGUACCUCUCUGCUCUGCCAAGCUGUACGUAAUGAGCUAGCGCAGUGCUGCGCUCCGCGGCCGCAGCCAGCGCAGUGCGGCGCAGUGCGGCGCAGUGUGGCGCAAUGCGGCGCAGCGGAGCGCAGCACUUGUGCUCGCGACAGUACCUACUGUUAAUGUUAAGUAGUUAAGCAUACAUUGUGAUACGUCGAGCGACACAUAAGUACAUAUAUCUACUAUUAUAUUACCUUCCCACUUGGAGAUUAUAGCAGAUUACUAUUAUUUACCCUAGACGAUAAGGAUACUGUAUUUUUUCCAAAUAUUAUUUUGAGCUUUAUGUUGUAACGUUAAGGUGCAUUUUGUUAUAAUGUAUAUUUCCAAUUUAGUUAUGUAAGUGGUCACCAAGUGUAUUCUAAUUUUGGUAAAGAAAUAUUAUAUUCAAUAAAACUGCGUUUCGCAAGACA
Helicoverpa armigera (cotton bollworm) is the source of this 3077-nucleotide messenger RNA. Its product is annotated as nematocyst expressed protein 4. Lineage: Eukaryota; Metazoa; Arthropoda; Insecta; Lepidoptera; Noctuidae. Bases 504 to 1070 code for a protein of 188 amino acids. The record is from RefSeq and is a predicted model, not a curated record. The transcript has 6 exons.